ACAGCGAAAAAAUCGGUUUCUAAUUUUUUUAACUAUGGCGCACCUCUCCAAAAAAUCUGAAAAAAUUGAGGAUCAUAGUAUCAAUAAUAUACACUUAUAAAAAAAAUAUGAUCGUAGGACUUCAGCUCCUUCAAUAUAAAAUCGCCAUUUUUCAGCAUUUUUUGACGUUUUUGAUUUUUCACGGCUUCAGUUUUCAAUCUAAAAAUCUGAAAAAAUUCUGUAAUAUGUGCCUCACAAAUAGAAAUGUCUCAGAUUUUUUUCAGAAUUUUUGAAUAUCAUUAAAUGGGAGAAAUUCGCCAAAAACCUCGCAAUUACAUUUUUAUCCGUAACUACCCUCCCAGAUGAGAUACAGGGUUGAAACUUGGCUCAGACUGGUUUUCUUUGAUCACCUAUCGAAUGGUUCAUAGCAAGUCGAAUUUGGUUUGGGGGCACUUUUGACCAUCUUAUCCGGCUAUACCCUUUGUAUUUGAAUAGCCGCGAAUUCAGGUAGGUAUAAUACAAUGUUUUCGUUCUAAUGAAAUGUAUUCACUUUUAUUUGAAUUGAAAACUGGCGUCACAAUGACCUGGAAAAGAGCGCGGUAUACCCUGGUUUCAGGUAGGUGAGUUGUCCGUUCAGCUAUUAUGGUCAAUUGUCUAUACCGCUGGUCUGAAAGCAAUACCAGCAGACCUCGUAUACGACUAAAUGACCCUAUUUAUACUUCAAGAACUAUAUUAGUAACCACUCUUGGCCGUUCAAUUUUUCAAAUUUUUUUUUGAUAUUUUUCAUAGUUAACCCUCGUGUGUAUAACCAGGUACCUGCAGGUACUCAUUUCUGUAUUUUCACUUCUCCUACAAAUUUGAUGUUCAAACUUCGCUCGUUCGACAUAGGGAAUAUUUCAUAUAAAUAUAUUACACGAAAUAUUUUACUUGAAUAUGUUACAAGAAAUAUGAAUAUUGUAUGUAAUAAAAAUACUGCACGGAUGUGAAGAAACUGAAAACCGUAGUCGUUAUGUGAUUGAGAAGCUGCGUUAUUCGGAACGGAUUGCCUCCGAUACUCAUCAUACAUCUUUAUUUAUUCAAAGAAAUAUUAAGAGAAAGAUUUCAUUUGGAGGAAUAUUUAAGGAGGGAAAACGCAGAGGCGUCCAAGGAGGAUGAAACAGACGUAUUUUGUGUUAAAAUUACAAAAUACUUGUCAGUUAGUAAAUGCAACAGUAGUGUCUGGUGUACGUCAUAACAUUAUGAAAUAAAUAAAUACAUAUUUAUAAGAAUGACCCUAAUACAAUUUUCAAACAUUUGGGACUGUAGCUGAAGAAAUAUACAAUAUUUAACCAAUUGGCUUAGCCUCUUAAGAUAGAGAAAAGCAGGAUUCGCUAUGCUUAUCCGGCUAGACCCUUUUGGACGAUGUUUUGAGGCAGGUCAUAUGCGUUCUGUCAGCACGUUUCCCCUUCUUAAAGAAAGGUCCUCCAAGUCGGGGUGUUAUAAAAAGGACGGUCACUACAAGUCAAGGUCAGUUUCCUGCGAGUUGUUGAAGUGUGUAUUUCGCCUUGUGUCCAAUAUUACCUACUUUCAGUUUGUUGGAUUUUCAUUAUUGAAAAAGUGCUUAAGUAAGUAAAGUGAUUAUUAUUUCGUUGUUAUUAUUUUUUAAUAUAUUUUCAUUACUUUUUCAAACUAAAUUAUAGUUUUCUUACAGUUUGUUGUUUUACGGCUUUCCUAUUACCUACUCUGUGCUGUACAUUUUGCACGUGGACGCAGUAAUAUACAAGAGGUAAUAUACAAAAAUAUCAUCGUCACUUUGUAGUUUCGACACUAUUAACACCUUUCUUUCAAUCUCUUGCUUAGUUAGUUCAUAUCAACCUAAGAAUGUCAGGAAAAGUUAAACUCAAUAAAUAUUACAUGCGAGCAAACAGAGCUCUGCUCACUUUAUAUAGUCGUUCACAUCAAGAAACCUCUACAGCAUCCACAGUAAGCUUAGGAAAUCAGGAUACACAUAAUUUUGUAGAGAACCCUUCUUUUUCCGAAAAUGAUUUUGCGUCUGUUGAUUGUCCUACUGAUUUUCAAAACGAAAUUUUCGAACAAACAAUCCGCUCCGAAGAAAGUACCGCGUUUAAUAACUAUAAUACACUUGCCUCAGAAGAAACAUUAGAUGAUAGUUUUCAAUAUUCGUUAGUAGAGUGGAUUUUACAAUAUUACAUUCCUCAUUCCGCGGUAAAUGAUUUACUUUCCAUUUUAAAAAAACCAGUUCCACAAAAUUUACCUUCAGAUGCCAGGACACUAUUAAAAACUACAAGAAAAAUAAAUCCAACGUCUGUUGAACCGGGACAGUAUUAUCAUUUCGGAAUGAAAUAUGUCUUCUAUUAUUAACAAUAUAAUUCAAAUUAAUAUUAAUAUUGACGAAUUGCCAUUACAUAUGUAAAAGUUCAAGUAGUCAAGUUUAUCCGAUUUUAUGUAGCGUUGCAGGGCAUAAAAAUGUAGUAGAUAUGAUUGGUAUUUAUCAUGGUUAUGAGAAAUCCAAAAAUAUAAAUAGUUUUUUAAAUGAUUUUGUGCAGGAGGCAAUAGAUGUCAUUAAUAACGGAUUCUUAAUAAAUGGAAAAUUACAUCGUUUAAAAAUUAAAUCUUUUAUAUGUGAUGCCCCUGCUAAAGCCUCUAUUAAAUGCGUGAAAGGGCAUAUAGGCUAUUUUUCUUGCACCAAGUGUCAAUCUGAAGGAGAAUUCAUAGAAAAUAGAAUAUGUUUCCCUGAUGUGACGAACAUUCGCUUAAGAACCGACUCUGAAUUUAGAUUAAAAUUGCAAGAAGAACAUCAUACGGGUUCAUUAAUUUUGGAACACAUUCCGGGGAUCGACAUGAUAGAUAGCUUUCCGUUAGAUUAUAUGCACCUUGUUUGUCUGGGCGUAACAAAGAAAUUGCUGGUUAAUUUGUGGUGCUGUGGCAAACCUUCAACCAAAAUUUCCAAUGCCAAAGUAUCAAACAUAUCUGACACCUUGAUUGAACUCCGGAAAUGUAUUCCCGUAGAAUUUAAUAGAAAACCUCGUUCUCUGUAUGAAGUGAAAAGGUGAAAAGCGACAGAAUUUCGACAAUUUUUAUUUUACACUGGUCCAUUUCUUUCGCUGCACGUAGGAUUAACUAUAUUAACAAAUCCUAGGUAUUUCGAACAUAUCGAUUACGCGUCACAAUUAUUGGAACAUUUUAUUACAACAGUUAAAGUACUAUAUGGAUCUGAACAUGUAUCUCACAAUAUUCACAAUUUGUUGCACAUCGCAGAAGAUGUUAAGAGACAUGGACCAGUUGAUGAGUUUAGCAGAUUUCCGUUUUAAAAUUUUUUACAGAGUAUAUUAAAAUCCAUUAGGAAAAAAGAUAAACCUUUGCAACAAAUAGUUAAAAGACAUUUAGAAAAAUGUAAUCUCCUUAACACAAAAAUAAGUGAAAACAUAGAAUACCCAAUUUUUAAAAAUCAGCAUUAAUAGAAAAUAUUUCAGUCUCAAAGCAAUUUGAAACGGUUGUAUUUAACAAUUUUAUUUUAAAAACUACCGAUCCUAACAACUACUGCAGUUUUCGCGACGGUAGUAUCAUUCUUAUGCAAAAUGCAAUUGAAGUAAAUAACGAAUAUAAAUUAAUAGGUCGAAAAUUUUUAACUGCUACAGAUUUUUAUACACAACCAUUUAAGUCGUCAAUGUUCGGUAUUUUUUUAGUAGAGCCACAUUUAGGACCUUCUGAAAUAUUCUACUUCAGAGAUAUUAAUUAUAAAUGUGUCAAGUUACAACAUGCAGAAAAAUUUGUCAUUUUCCCCUUGCUUCAUUCCAAUCGAUAAUUCUCUGUCUAUUUGUAUUUAUCUAUAUUCACAACUUAAAAUUGCCUUUUUUGUUUACCUCUAUCAUUUUAGUUCAUCUUUUAAUUUAUCAUUUAGUAGUUAUUAGUACUCUUAGCAUGAAAACGUUAUCUCGCCUAAAAUUUUUUAGGAACACAGAACA
This is a messenger RNA of Osmia lignaria (orchard mason bee), 3944 nucleotides long. Lineage: Eukaryota; Metazoa; Arthropoda; Insecta; Hymenoptera; Megachilidae. The record is from RefSeq and is a predicted model, not a curated record.